GAUCCCGGACGGCCAAAGUUUAAAAGCGCCACCCCAGACUCACCUCAGCCCAGAGCUCAGCCAACCUCCUUCCGCUACACAAAGGUGCUCGAACCAUCAGCCCGCUAGGAUGUGCUAGGACGAACCACACGCCGAAGACAAGAAAUUCAACCGAAACUCGCCAUCAGCUUCAACCCAGUUCGUUCACAUCCUCAAGACAACACCAGCCAUGCACUCGUUUGUUGUGAUCCUUGCAUGGGCGGCCGUGGGCGGGGCGUGGGCGUGGAGCAGCAGCGAAGUGUCGUGCGCCUCGUGUGGCUCCGAGUGCCAAGACGCCUGUGGCACUAGGAACUUCAGAGCCUGCUGCUUCAACUUCCAGCGACGUCGAAGGGCGGAGGCGGUCCCGCGCAGCGUCCUGAGCGGCGACAGCGUGGACUCCGCGGCCCUCCAGGGAGUCCUGCGCCAGAUGAUGGACGCCCCCCACAACCCUCGGCUCCCCCAGGCCCUCCGCCCCCUCUCGCAUGCCGUGGACGUCUCCCCUGCAGACCACGGCGCCGCAGGCUUCAGAGAGACGCCCUCCUUGUCCUCCUUCAUGAGCAGCCUUCUGCAGGAGUCCAGCGAGGAAGACGGCGACGACGCGGCGGUCGUGGCGGACGGCAGGACCGAAGAGGACGACGCGGCCGCGGGUCUCGGCGACGGCCUCAGCCUCUCCCGCCUCGUCGCCGUCGGGAUGCGCCGCCCCCCGCCCCCCGGCACGCGGGCGCCCCUCGCCUCCUGCUGCGCCAGCCCCUCCGCCUCCGGUACCCUCCCUCGACCUCCAGAAAGUAGAAAAGCCACUGAUGAACAUGAUAAUCAGAGAAAACCGCCACCUCUUUCUCGACUGCCUCUCGACGUUUAGCGUUUCCAGCAUCAGCGAAGGAAAAGCACGGCCGACACGACUGGAAUUCCCCGCCCCGCCAGACGCUGUGGGGCGACACGAAGAAAACGAUACCACGGCCCCCCUAAUGCUCGUACACAUACGUACUCUUUAUAAAUUCGCAUACACGCGUCAAGGAUCCUGACAACCCGACCGCAGGAGGCCAAUUCGUCCCUCAGAAGGACCCGGCGGCGCGCCCUUCCCACCGUGUAGGCUGGCGCGGUGUCCGAAGGGCUGAGGGCGACGCUGAAGGAACCCCUGAUAUCCUACAUGGCUGCUGACAUCCUCAAUGUUAUAUCUAGUGCAUAUCGCUCUGACUGCGAUGGAGGACAAACUAAUAUAUAUUCGUUCUAAAUGUUUAUUCUGUUCUGGAAAUCAUAACGAAGGCUAAACAAAACCGCCGAAGUUGUACUGAGGUUACUAUAUAAACUGGAGAGACA
Penaeus vannamei (Pacific white shrimp) is the source of this 1335-nucleotide messenger RNA. It is a transcript of the gene Trissin, whose product is annotated as trissin. The record is from RefSeq and is a predicted model, not a curated record. Lineage: Eukaryota; Metazoa; Arthropoda; Malacostraca; Decapoda; Penaeidae.